AUGUCACCCAGUGUCCCCAGCGCCGCCCCCGCUGUCGCCUGUGUCACCGCCGGUGUCACCUGCGGUGUCAGCGCGCGCCGGGGCGGGGGUGGCGCGUCCCCUCCCGGCCCCGGAGGUGUCCCCUUCUGUCCCCUCGUGUCCCCCCGGGAAUUUGGGGACACCUGGCCGGGCCGGUCACACCUGGCCGGGCUGGACACGCCCCGGGAAGGGCCGGGAGUGACCGGGACAGGAAUGGCUCCCCAUGGACCCGGAGCCUUCGGCCCCAUCCCCCUCCUCCUCCUCCUCCUCCUCCCGGACCCGGCGCGGGCUCAGGGACCCGGCACCGGCCAGGAGCUUCCCGAGGAGGACGAGUCCCGCAUCAUCGGGGGCCGGCCCUGCUCGGUGGCCCAGCGCCCGUUCCAGGUGGCCCUGACCAAGCGCGGCCAGAUCCUGUGCGGGGGGAGCCUGGUGGGGGCGCGCUGGGUGCUGACGGCGGCGCACUGCAGGCAGCCGCUCAGGGACCUGCAGGUGCUGAUCGGGACCAACACCCUGCGCGCAGGUACGGGCCAGGUGCGCCGCGUCUCGCGCCUGCAGGUGCACCCGGCCUACGACCCGCGGCGCAACGACAACGACUUCAUGCUGCUGCACCUGGACGCACCUGUGCGCUUCGGGCCGCGCGUCAAGAAGAUCCGCGUGGCCACCAGGUGUCCCCGGCCCGGCCAGAACUGCAGCGUGUCCGGCUGGGGCACCACCAAGUCACCUGGAGCCAAGCUCCCGCGGGACCUGCAGUGCGCGCAGGUGCAGACCAUCGGCCCCGAGCAGUGCGCCCGCGCCUACGGCAGCGCCGUCACCCGCAACAUGUUCUGCGCAGGUGUGCCGCAGGGCGGCGUCGACUCCUGCCAGGGUGACUCCGGGGGCCCGCUGGUGUGCGGGGGUUUCCUGCAGGGCGUGGUGUCCUGGGGAAUGGCCGUGUGCGGCCAGCGCGGCCACCCGGGCGUGUACAGCAACGUGUGCCGGGCCAGCGCCUGGAUCCGCCGGGUGACCCGAGAGUGACCACUGACCAACUGACCACAACAACCCACA
Messenger RNA from Oenanthe melanoleuca, 1062 nucleotides. Its product is annotated as kallikrein-14-like. Gene Ontology annotation, molecular function: serine-type endopeptidase activity. Lineage: Eukaryota; Metazoa; Chordata; Aves; Passeriformes; Muscicapidae. Gene Ontology annotation, biological process: proteolysis. The transcript has 8 exons. The coding region runs from base 1 to 1032 and encodes 343 amino acids. The record is from RefSeq and is a predicted model, not a curated record.